AUGGAUCCUGUGCAGGUGAUCUCUUCGGACACAUUUUCUGGAUCCCAUGCGACCCAAGGAAAGUUCUUGAGGCGGAAUACGGUCCGAAAUGGCACAUCGAUCAUCCAACCAGUAGAUUUUCAUGGAGUAGCUCGCACUUCAACGUGCGAAGAAAUGGAAGGUGGUCAAGAUCUGAAAUGGCUGACGUUUACAAGACUUACUAGUGACAACUUAGUGAAGCGACUUCGGCUAUGCGAAAUGCUUCGAGAACGCAAGCUAUAG
Messenger RNA from Cooperia oncophora, 261 nucleotides. Lineage: Eukaryota; Metazoa; Nematoda; Chromadorea; Rhabditida; Trichostrongylidae. The record is from the annotation of a GenBank genome assembly.